Aspergillus ochraceoroseus IBT 24754 is the source of this 513-nucleotide messenger RNA. RefSeq names its product DUF3237 domain-containing protein. The record is from RefSeq and is a predicted model, not a curated record. Lineage: Eukaryota; Fungi; Ascomycota; Eurotiomycetes; Eurotiales; Aspergillaceae. The transcript has 8 exons. Bases 1 to 513 code for a protein of 170 amino acids.
AUGGCUGGAUUCCCUGCUCUCGAGCCUGCAUUUACCAUGCUGGUGGAAAUUGACGCCCCUCAUGUAGUUGGCAGCGCCUCUCGCGGCGCCAGUCUCCAGGUCGUGCCCAUGACCGGGGGCUCUAUCAAGAGCGAAGGAAGCUUCUCUCCAGCCCUUGAUGCGGAGUUUGUCGGUGUCGGUAACGACUACAUCCAUGCUGAUCCUGAUGGUGGUCAUCUUCGAUUGAAUGCACAUGGAGUUGUCAAGACUAAAGAUAGCGAGCCCGCUCUUAUCUACGUGAACUACACUGGCGUGGUUAAAUUCGGCGACCACGAGCGUGCGGUCUUGUCUGGUGCAGCAGAGGAUCUGUCGACUCCGUUUGGAAACUCUUUCGUGCACAUUACCUUUGAGACCGGCGACGCUCGCUACAAGGAACUCGAGAACAAGGUCUAUGUCGGCCAGGGACGGUUCAACGCCGUGAAGGGAAAGCCUAUUGUGGUGGAAUACAGAGUUGGAAAGGUCAUUCAUACUUGA